Messenger RNA from Myxocyprinus asiaticus (Chinese sucker), 2188 nucleotides. RefSeq names its product relaxin-3 receptor 1-like. The coding region runs from base 256 to 1497 and encodes 413 amino acids. Lineage: Eukaryota; Metazoa; Chordata; Actinopteri; Cypriniformes; Catostomidae. Gene Ontology annotation, cellular component: membrane. Gene Ontology annotation, biological process: G protein-coupled receptor signaling pathway; immune response. The transcript has a single exon. Gene Ontology annotation, molecular function: G protein-coupled receptor activity. The record is from RefSeq and is a predicted model, not a curated record.
CAGAUCUGUCCCACACAUAUUAUUUCAAUGCCGUAAAAUCGCCCACUGAUAUAUCGAUUUCUUUAUACUGAGACCCUGGGUCUUCAAUAUCACUGUUGCAAUGGGUGCGCAAAUACCCUUUUGUCCAAGGACAACUAUGGCAGUGAACAGAUGAGAAGUUAGACUGGUAAAACUCGCGAUUGCCGUAGUUAUCUGCGAGCUCUGUGCUUGGUACCACAUAUGACCAAAAUGGAAAGAUUACACUGAAAAAUUGAGAUGCAGAAGACUUCUAAAAUGCAAGACGAGCGCACUGAGUACGCGUCUGGAACUCUCCCGUUAUCAAGUGAGUACAACGCGAGCUUCGUGCUUAACAGGACCAAUCUUUCGUGGAGUGACUUGCAGGAUCUCGUUGAUUUGGAUAAACCCGAUUUUGUGGGGGACGGAUCCGCGGUGCUGAGAAUAAUCAUCUCCGUCAUUUACUCGGUCGUGUGCGCUCUGGGUUUAAUUGGAAACAUCCUCGUCCUGUAUCUCAUGAAGUCCAAACAAGCAUGGAAGAAGUCUUCCAUCAACCUCUUUGUGACCAGUUUGGCCGUGACUGACUUUCAGUUUGUUUUGACACUUCCAUUUUGGGCUGUGGAGAAUGCAAUGGAUUUCACUUGGCUGUUUGGUAAGGCGAUGUGUAAGAUAGUUUCUUAUGUCACAGCCACAAACAUGUACGCCAGCGUGUUUUUCCUGACAGCUAUGAGUGUGGCGAGAUACUGCUCUGUGGCUUCGGCGUUAAAAAGUAGGAGACGCCGGUGGCGUUUCUCCGCGCGAUGGAUGAGUAUCAUCAUAUGGAUAGCGGCGGUCGGUGCCGCCCUGCCAAACGCGAUAUUUUCAACGACCGCCACGGUGUCGAACGAGGAACUGUGUCUCGUGAAAUUUCCCGACCGGAGCGGAGACGCGCAGUUUUGGUUGGGUUUAUACCACGCGCAAAAAGUACUGUUGGGGUUUCUUAUCCCCCUCGGAAUAAUCACUAUCUGUUACCUGCUCCUUUUGCGCUUUAUAACCAACAAAAACAUAAACACGUCCAGCGCAAAGAGACGGUCCAAAGUGACCAAAUCUGUGACAAUAGUUGUUUUGUCCUUUUUCCUCUGCUGGUUGCCGAAUCAGGCGUUAACCGCGUGGGGAAUUUUAAUAAAACUCAAUGUUGUCCACUUUAGUUACGAGUAUUACACCACACAGGUGUUUAUUUUCCCAGUGACCGUCUGUUUAGCACAUUCCAACAGCUGCCUCAAUCCUAUUCUGUACUGUUUGAUGAGGAGGGAAUUCAGAAAGGCGUUGAAAAAGCUGUUUUGGCAAAUUACUUCGCCGUCUGUGACGAAUAUGAAACCGUUUACCGCCUCCACGAAGCCCGAGCAAGAUGAGCACGGUCACGCGCUGGUUCCGCUAAGUCCCGCGGAGCCCGCGCUUAUUUUCUAUCCUCCAGGGGUUGUCAUGUACAGCGGCAGAAACGACCUGCUGCCCAACAGCACAUAACUUCAUCACAUACGGGCAAAAUAAUUAUUUUAAGGGGCCGUUCACACCGAACGCAUCUUUGCGUCCAUCUGCGCGUGGAGUGUUUAUUUUUUUAUUUUAUUUUAUUUUUAUUUUUUUCUAUGUAAACAAGAGCUAGACUGACGUCUUUGACAUUUGCGUCGCGUCUCCAACAGGAGCGCAGCGUUGUUUGUGUCAGGUUAAAAAGAACGUCAGCUUUUAAAGCGCGUCUCGAAACACCUGCAUGUUAUAUUCGUGGCGCAGCAUUUUGUUUAUUUUUUAUUUAUUAUUUAGCGCAUGAACGCGUUCGGUCUGAAUGGUCGACAACACUUUUAGAAAUGUCAACGAAUAGAAAUGUAAAUCAGACAUCCACAAAACACAAUAUGUGGAUGCAUAUUUGUUUGUUAAAACAUGCCAAAAAUGCUUAUUUGGUUCAUAGAAAUAUUAACUUGGAAAAUGUGUUUUCUAUUCACCUACAAAUUUACAUGGUAGAUAUGAAUUUUUGGGCAAAGAAAACCAAUAAAGAUCAAGUGGAUCAUUAGAAUGUGUUUUGUCAUUAUAAAUGUAAACUGUGAUUAAACUGUGUAAAUGUAGUCAGUUAUUUUGUUUGAUUUUACUGGUUUGUCCUGGUUUGUCUUCAGACUGGAAAAAAAUGAACAACUUGCAUAAAGAUGUUUGUCCCAAUUAUUUCUAA